GCAAGGGUUUUCCUACGUCUCUUGCAACGAACGUUCUGUUCUGCUAUUGUUGUGUUUUUGCUUUUGGAAGAAGAGAGAGAAACAGAAACAGAAACAGAAACAGAAACAGAAACAGAAAGAAAAUGGGAGAUUCCGCUGAGCGUAAAAGUGAGGUUAAGGAGGAAAAAACGAGCGAUUGCAGCAGCAGCAGCAAGGGGAAUAAAUUUUACGAUAUCUAUGGACCAGAUGCCAGAGCGGAAGUUGUUUACAAGACGCCGCCAGAAACGAGCUCAACUUUGAAUCUGCAAGACGUUCAAGGACUUGUAACUUGGGUGCUUUCUGAAGGAUUCAUGCCAUCUUGGGUGUUUAUCAAGAACAAACCUCUGAUUCCAAAAGUGGUUAUGCUUUAUGUACCUGGCCUGGAUGCGGCUUUAUACAUUUCACAGUCUAAGUUGCUUGCUGGCUUUAAAGAGUGCUGUGGGAACCCAAUGCCACUUUUAUCUCUUAGCUGUGUUUCCGAUGGAAUGCAGACAGUAGAUGCACUUCUAACAUGCAAGAUGAAAAGAAAGAGAAAUGAAGUAGAUUCAGUUUCAAGGAAAUCUGUCCUGACUUCUGAACAAGAAAGAAACAAUUCUAGCAUGGGAAAUAUAUCAUCGGCAGGACUCAUGAAAGAUUUACCUUUCCCACUAUCAUAUUAUACACUUACAGCUAAAGAAUUGGAAGACAAUGGAUAUUGCAUCAAUCAACCAGGUUUUGUUUCUACAGUUUCUGCACCUUCAGGUUCUGGUCCCUAUGAUAUACUGGCACUUGACUGUGAAAUGUGUAUCACAAACGAGGGUUUUGAGCUAACAAGAGUAACCCUGGUGGAUAUUGAAGGACAGGUGGUGUUGGAUAAAUUGGUUAAACCCUCAAAUGAUAUUGUUGAUUACAAUACCAGGUUUAGUGGGAUUACAUAUGAGAUGUUGAAUGGGGUAACCACAAGUCUUAAAGACAUUCAGGAAGACUUUCUAAAGCUGGUUUACAAAGAGACCAUCCUGGUUGGGCAUUCCCUGGAGAAUGAUUUGUUAGCUCUAAAGAUCUCUCAUGAAGUGGUGAUUGAUACUGCACUAUUGUACAAACAUCCCCGGGGUGGAAAUUAUAAAACUGCUCUUCGAGUUCUUUCAAAGAGAUUUCUUUCUCAGGAGAUACAGCAAUCAGGGGCUGGGCAUGACAGCAUUGAAGAUGCAAGAGCUACUAUGGAACUGGCACUAUUAAAGAUAAGAAAUGGACCUGAUUUUGGGUCUCCCCCAUCAUUUGUGCGGAGAAAGCUCCUUACAGUUUUGAGUGAGUGUGGUAAAACCUCCUCAUUCAUUGAUGAUAUUUCCAUAGUAAAGCGGUACACAUCUGGUUCAUCCCAUUCAUUUCCUGUGUCUUCCGAUGAGGAAGCACUUUUGAAAGCUAGAAAGGAGGUUAAGAAUGAUGGAGUACACUUUGUCUGGACCCAAUUUUCAGAGUUGAAUUCCUAUUUCAAGAAACAAGCAGAGGAUGAAGGGAAGUUAAAUGGAAAACUUGCAGAGAUGAUAUCAUUACUUACAUGUGAAAAGAAGUCAACCAACACAAAAGGCAUGAAAUGCAGUAUGACACCCCAACUAAAGGAAAUUCUUACUCAGAUGGAUGCUAGGGUUCGUUGCCUCUACUCCACGCUACCGACUAAUACCAUGCUCAUAAUUUGCACUGGACAUGGAGAUACAGCAAUAGUGAAUAGGUAAAAAACUAUAUACAAGAGCAUAAAGGGGGUGCAUUCAUAUAGAAAACUGACACAUAAUCCAUAACACAAGGAGCAUUAAUCAAAUACUGUUUCCUAUGAAGGAUAACAUUGAUAGGUAAUUCCUAUCCAGUAAAUGCCCUCCUUUUAUGCUGCCUCCACACCACCCAAAAAAAUGGUUAGAGUAAUUAGGAUGAGCAUGGUUUUGCUCUCUUUUUAUCAAAGGAAAAAUCCGUUAACCAUGAUCUGGCUCUGUUGGAAUAUGACAAUUAUUGGACUUUGAAGAAUGAUCAUAAACUCCCAAACAUGUUUGAUGAGUAUAUUCUAGUGAGUGGGCAUGCCGAUAGGUUAUUGCUCUACAUAUUUUAUCUCAAACACAUCGUACAAUGUGCAACUUUCUUUGUUUUAAUGACCUGUGAUAGUAUAAACUUGGACAUGGAAUGAGUAUGGUAAUGCACCCACCUCUUGCAUUAAGCUCUGGCUUCCAUAUGAUGGGAAUCAUGGGAUUCCUUUUCUUAAUAUUACAUUUGUAUGUUUACAAUAGUGACUUGAAGUUAUGGGCUCUGGUCUAAUAUCCUUCUCGCAGCCCGCUUUGUAUUGACUUUAAUUUCUCACUUGGAAUGUCUGUUCUAGUACUUUUAUCAUGGAAAACAGAAGCUGUUUCAAGUCUACACUAAUUUGAUUAUUCAUUGGUUUGUUUGAAGUGUAUGUGACACAGCCUGUUUCUAAACACCUAUGGUAUAUACAUAACGAUACAAAUUUUUUCACAACUCGAUAUCUAUGUGAACACCAUAAAUCUGUGUAGGCACAUGAUGAAGCAGUACCUUAUUAGUUGUUCAACCUUUCAUCU
This is a messenger RNA of Populus trichocarpa (black cottonwood), 2573 nucleotides long. RefSeq names its product small RNA degrading nuclease 5. Lineage: Eukaryota; Viridiplantae; Streptophyta; Magnoliopsida; Malpighiales; Salicaceae. Gene Ontology annotation, molecular function: nucleic acid binding; exonuclease activity. Gene Ontology annotation, cellular component: nucleus. The coding region runs from base 123 to 1727 and encodes 534 amino acids. The record is from RefSeq and is a predicted model, not a curated record. The transcript is spliced from 14 exons.